Ctenopharyngodon idella (grass carp) is the source of this 5299-nucleotide messenger RNA. RefSeq names its product ankyrin repeat domain 13B (gene ankrd13b). The transcript is spliced from 16 exons. Gene Ontology annotation, molecular function: protein binding. Gene Ontology annotation, cellular component: cytoplasm. The record is from RefSeq and is a predicted model, not a curated record. The coding region runs from base 275 to 2170 and encodes 631 amino acids. Lineage: Eukaryota; Metazoa; Chordata; Actinopteri; Cypriniformes; Xenocyprididae.
GAGAGGAGAGGGAGAAGAGACUAGGAGGAGUGGAGAACACAACGGACAGCGUUCAUGCACACGCGUUAGCUUUAAAUUGCCUAUCAACAUAGAGACAUUAAAUGAGAAGCUACUAUGCAAAAAGGGAUGCUGAAUACGAAAAGGGAGAGAAAUGCCCUUAUCGGUCGUCUCAGCAAUAAUAAUAUAGCACGCGCCCUUUACAAAAGUAACUGAUACCGCACAAAAGCAGGGAAACGGAACGGGGGAGAGAGCAGCAGCGAACUAUGCACUGAGGAUGAUUUCUGCCAGAAAAACUCCGGAGAAGAGUCGCUAUCACCUACAUUAUCUGGUGUGGCAUAACAAACACCGGCAGCUGGAGAAAGAGCUCUCAGCGCGCGAGCAGGUCGAUUUAGAAGUGUUGGACCCACGGGGUCGGACUCCUUUGCACCUGGCCGUGACACUGGGUCAUUUAGACUGCGCCCGUCUGUUAGUCCAGCAUGGAGCCGACGUCAGCAAAGAAAACAGAAAUGGUUGGACAGUGUUGCAGGAGGCCAUCAGCACACGUAACCCGGAACUGGUGCGGCUGGUGCUGCGUUACCGUGACUACCAGCGCACCACUAAGCGACUGGCAGGGAUCCCGCGACUGCUGGAGAGACUCCGACAGGCGCAGGAUUUUUACGUGGAGAUGAAAUGGGAGUUUACAAGCUGGGUUCCGCUUGUGUCUCGUAUCUGUCCGAGUGACACAUAUCGGGUAUGGAAGAGUGGCCAGUGCCUGCGGGUGGACACAACGCUCAUGGGAUUUGAGCAAAUGACCUGGCAAAGAGGCAAUCGCAGCUUCAUAUUCAGGGGUCAAGACUCCAGCGCCAUGGUAAUGGAAGUGGAUCAUGACAGACAGCUGGUGUUUUGCGAGACGCUGCCAUGCAACUCUUCCUCUCCCGCCUCACCCUCCCGCACAACCGCUUUGAGCCUUCUGGGGGCGCUGCAGCCCAGCGACGAACAGGUGGCGGCCCGUCUAUCCGCUCCCGUGGUGGCCACACAGCUUGACACCAGGAACAUCUCCUUUGAGAGGAAUAAAACAGGCAUUCUUGGCUGGCGGAGUGAGAAAACAGAGGUGGUGAACGGGUAUGAAUCAAAGGUUUACUGUGCCUCUAACGUUGAGCUGAUCACACGAACACGUACUGACCAUCUCACUGACCAGCACAAAACAAAACCCAAAGGCGGCAAGACACCUCUGCAGUCCUUCCUGGGUAUCGCUGAACAGCACAUUGGGCCUAACAAUGGACACACUAUGGUGACUCAGAUAUCAUGCCCUGCAACGAACCCAUUGGCCGUGACGGCUGAGGAGUACUUUAAUCCCAACAUGAGUCAGAGAGACAUUGGCCAGCCCUGUCACCUCACCACCAAAACACAAAGGUUCAAAGCCAAGCUGUGGUUGUGUGAAUCUCAUCCUUUAUCUCUGGAGGAGCAGGUGGCUCCUAUCAUUGACCUCAUGGCCAUCUCCAACGCCCUGUUUGCCAAGCUUAGGGACUUCAUCACCUUACGUCUGCCUCCUGGCUUCCCCGUCAAGAUAGAAAUUCCCAUCUAUCACAUCCUGAAUGCUCGGAUCACCUUUGGGAACCUAAAUGGUUGUGAAGAGGGUGGUUUGCCCCGGGUGGACACUGAAGGGGACGGACAAAAAGACAGUCCCAGGACGGAGACACCUUCUCCAGGCAGCGACUCUUCCAGCGUGUCCAGCUCUAGCUCCACAAACUCAUGUCGUGGAGGAGAGAUCCCACCUUGUGUUUUUGAGGCUCCGCGGGGCUACAGCGUUUUAGGAGGAAACCAGAGAGAGAACAUUAGAGAAGAGGAGGAUGAUCUGCUACAGUACGCCAUUCAGCAGAGCCUGAUUGAGGCUGGAUCAGAAUAUGACCAGGUGACAAUCUGGGAGGCUUUGACCAACAGUAAGCCAGGAACACACUCUCUGUCCUGUGACCCCAGCCGACACGAAAGGUCUGCACCUCAAACCCCACAGCACAAACCCAUAGAGAGCCCUCGCAGCACACCGACCAAUAAGCCACCGCGCAGCUAUGAUGAGCAGCUGCGUAUAGCCAUGGCACUGUCCGCCCGUGAGCAGGAAGAGGCGGAGCUUCGUCAAAGGCGAGAGGAAGAGGAACUGCAGCGUAUCAUACAGCUGUCACUCAUGGAAAAGUGACAAGGAACCGAGAGGUGGCAGAGCAUGCCUGGGAAUCUGUAACCAGCGUGAACUACGAUUGGCCACUCCCAAACUCCCCACCCUCUUCUUCCAAAGAACUGGACAAAAUAGGCUGCUCUCCGGUCCAGUCACGAAUGAGUCAUUCAGAAUCACAGAGAAACCUCUGUCUUCACUCUGUUUACAAACACAAACUACUAAACUCAUGGCAAUCUACUGACUGAUCAGCACCAGUCUGGUCUCCUAACGUGUGAAUGUGCAAUUAUGACUGAGACGGUCCACGCUGCGUAUCUUACCGUUGUUUCUCAAAGCCAUCAUCCAAGCACUCACCCAGAGUUCUCGCAUAAUCACCGGAAGGUGUGAGUUUUGGAGGCAGUUGUCACUUUUUUCAGUUAUACGUUAUGGAUGUAAAGAACCUUAGUUUUGGUUGUUGAUACACAAAAUUCACUGCACUUGGAUUGAGGAGCCAUGAUGUCUCCUAAUAGAAUGUGCGAGGGCACUUACACACAAGAGUUAAUGCUGCAAAUCCAUCCCAUUUUGAUGGGAAUGCUGCAUUCACAAGGACGUAUGAAGAAAAACGCAAAUGUUUGCGAAAGUGACACUCCGUUAUUACCAAAAGUUGCUUUCUAACACUUUUAAAGAAAAUAAGUUUUGCUGCAGUAUACUCAAAUGUCAGUACGUUAACCGCUGAACUUUGAGAAUCUCAGAUAGGCGGGUCCAGCUGUGAUUUUGGAAAUCUAAUUUUAUGUACUCCCAUUUGAUUUCAAUCUAAAGACCUGUUCACACCAGCAUGACUGUUCGGCAUGGAAAUUCGGUCCAAUUUUCGGAAGCAAAAAUACAGGCUGACUGAAAAUGCUAAUUCACUGUAGGUAACACUUAUGGAAAAGCAGAAACACCCCAGUACAGAAAAGCUCCUUACAUAGAAUAAAGGAAGACAAACAGUAUCAGUAUGUUUUCAAAGAGAUGUUUAGAUUUUUGUAUUUGGUAUAGUGUUUAUCAAACACCUCUUAAUGCAAGAGUACAGAGACAAGAGAGCUGGUUCAGGAUUCUUCUGCUGUUUACUCUCACUUACUGUUCCUGAGGGCCACCAAAUUGUGGUUUUAUGUAACAGCAUUAGCUAUGGUCACAUGACCAAAAGCUUUAAUCUUGGUUGGCCAGUUUUCUUCGCAGUGCAGUGGAAUAAAGCAAUAAGCCCCAAGAAGCCAUGGUUUACAGUGAAUUUAUAACAGCCAAGGGGUGUUGUUAAAACCCCCUUAGCUGUUAUAAAUUCACUGUAAACCACGGCUUCACUGGGCUUAUUGCUUUUAUAAAACGGUUACCACACAAUACAAAUAUUAAAGCCAAAAAAUAUGUAUCAAUGCAACUUUCAUGAAGUAAAAUCAUUAAAAGACUUCCUUCCGCUGGAAAAUAUAGUCCCUGACCAUGAACAGCAACAGAGGUUAUAUUUAUUACGCCAUUAGAUGGCAGCAAAGAUUGUCUGUCAGUGUCAGCGUGGCAUGGGAAAACCCAUUUAAUGUUAAAAGGACAAGAUCUCAGCGGACAUUCAAACGUUUUUUUAUUAUGAACAUAGGACUGACCUGAAGGAAAAUGCUAAAUUUGAAUGCAGGUAAUACACUCGACCACUCGAUAUCUCUCUCACAAUACUCUUCUACAUAAUGCAGUAAGCUUCAAUGAACAAAAUCAAUAGAGAACAAACAUAUGUUUACGUUGCUAAGAGUGGUUGCUAAGACAGUAGCAGCCAACAGACACAUUCAAUGGCGCAGCAAUACUUAUGAAAUGCGGUCAGCUGUUUUUGGGAGUUUUACAACGGCUUCAAACGCGGCUCAACCAUUCAGGAUUAAGGGCCGGAACUAUCCGUUUUAUAAAAGAGAUUAGACCACCUCUCUGUCAAAUACUAAUACAUUGGUGGCUUGAAAAUUUUUUCUUUCGGUCAUUCAAAUUAAAAUGUUUAUCACAGGUGUGAACAGGUCUUAAUCCGGUUCUUUCCGUACCUUCAAAACGAAUUUUGCGCAAUCAUAUCCUUAAAAUUCUCCGCCACACUUUUUGUAGUGUGUAAGCGCCCUAUAAAGGGAACGUCAAACCCUGCGUUAAGACAGCAGGUUGGCACCCACCCUUUGCGCACUGUCAACGGCAUGAAUUUUAUUUAUUCUCCAGAUUGAUAAUCCGAACGCUAGAGAAAUUAUUGUAAUGGUACAAUAAAAAGAGUGAAUGGAAAAAACAAGCCAUUUUCAGGUACACGUCAUUAAUGACUAAAUGAUUCCUUUGAAUCUGAAUCAAAUGCUCAUUGCAAUAUUCAUCAUGUGUGUCUUUUCAGAAAAAAAGACAUUAUUCGCAUACAACACAAUGUGUGCGUUCUACUUCAAAUGGUGCUAAGUUGACUCUUGGGUACUUUAAUCAGUGUAAUUGUCACGACAUGCAUUCAUCUGUCUGUUCAAUCACUCGACAACACCGUUUCUUUCCCGGCCUUCAUUCAGUGCUUCCUUCAACAUUACCAUCAAGAGCUCAUUGUCUCAUGACCGAAACACCUGCGGUAGCUAAUCAAAAAUCUAAUUGUGCUUUUAUAAGGGGUGCCAGUUCUGGAAUAAAACAUGAAAGGAGGAAUCACUCACCGAGAUAAUGCCCUGAGCGAAGACGAGGGGCAAAAUUUUAUUGGAGAAUCUUAAAAUAGAUCUUUCUCCUUAGUCAGAUUUAUUCUGGGCCUGAGUGACGUGCCCUCAGGGUUUGACGUAUCAGGUGAAUCUUUGAAAAACAAAUUAGGAAACAUGGCCAUACUCCACAUCUGAAAAGCUUCGAUGUAAAAAACACAAGGGAUUAACCGUCAAUUUUCAAAGGAAGCGGAUCUAAUGACGCUAUCUGGAGACAGAGCUCCUAAUAAACACGUAGAUUGAUUGUGCGACUUGUGAAUGCCUGGGCUCAGUCAUUAAGAAAUGCUCGAUAUGACUUCACGUUUUAGUAUACCAUAUUAUAAGAGCAUUAUUUAUAUUUAACAUUUUUUCAUUUGAAUUUGGUUGACGUGGUUUGUGUGGAGUGCUGCUGUUGUGUUUGUAUGUGACUGAAAUAUAUUGUUCACAUUUGUAACCUAAAGACAUUCUGAAUAAAGGAUAAGACAUCGAAAUUAACAUGAAUUUUCAA